Molecule: messenger RNA, 925 nt
Organism: Rattus norvegicus (Norway rat)
Lineage: Eukaryota; Metazoa; Chordata; Mammalia; Rodentia; Muridae
Source: RefSeq, a predicted model, not a curated record
GGCACUUCCGUUUCCAGGUCUUGCUUCCGGAAGUCGCUUGCUGAGGCGGUCUUCCUAUUCGUGUGGUCUUUGUGACUUCCACCAUGGCGUACCGCGGCCAGGGCCAGAAGGUGCAGAAGGUGAUGGUGCAGCCCAUCAACCUUAUCUUCAGAUACUUGCAAAAUAGAUCUCGAAUUCAGGUGUGGCUGUAUGAACAAGUGAAUAUGCGGAUAGAGGGUUGUAUUAUUGGCUUUGAUGAGUACAUGAACCUCGUAUUAGAUGAUGCAGAAGAAAUUCAUUCUAAAACAAAGUCAAGAAAACAACUGGGUCGGAUCAUGCUCAAAGGAGAUAAUAUUACUCUGCUCCAAAGCGUUUCCAACUAGCAGUGGCCAAGCAUGGGAGAGGUUGAGAAGGGGCUCAGGGGCUGCUGGCUUGUCCCAGUUGUCUCAGCUCAGGACAAGAUGGUGCCUGACUGCUGCCUCAGUCCACAGCUGCUCGUGAAAUCACGAGCCCCAGAGGAAUCACUGCUCCACCACAAUCUGGAUUGUCCUGAAACAAGGACUGCACAUUUCUCCUGGCUUGCCUCAGGAGAGCAACUACUCCCCUCACCAGUCAGGGAGCUGUGCUUGGAUGCUGUGUUUGCUUCUCCCUCUGUGCAGGCUGGUUUUAUAUGUCAACUUGACACUCAAGUUAUCAGAGAAAGGAGCCUCCGUUGAGGAAAUGCCUCUGUGAGACCCAGCUGUAAGGCAUUUUCUCAAUAGUGUGGGUGGUGCUGUCCCUGGGCUGAUGGUCUUGGACUCUUAAGAAAGCAAGCUGAGCAAGUAACAUCCCUCCAUGGCCUCUGCAUCAGCUCCUGCCUCCUGACCUGUGUGAGUUCCAGUCCUGACUUACUUUGGUGAUGAACACAAUGUGGAAGUGUAAGCAGAAUAAACCCUUUCCUCCCCAA